Messenger RNA from Dunckerocampus dactyliophorus (ringed pipefish), 4412 nucleotides. It is a transcript of the gene znf513a, whose product is annotated as zinc finger protein 513a. The record is from RefSeq and is a predicted model, not a curated record. Gene Ontology annotation, biological process: regulation of transcription by RNA polymerase II. Gene Ontology annotation, molecular function: DNA-binding transcription factor activity; RNA polymerase II cis-regulatory region sequence-specific DNA binding. Bases 1776 to 3581 code for a protein of 601 amino acids. The transcript has 5 exons. Lineage: Eukaryota; Metazoa; Chordata; Actinopteri; Syngnathiformes; Syngnathidae.
AGCCGUGCAAGUGGUGGUGGUGGUUUUAAGGAGGGGCGGGUGUUCACAAGCAGAGCAAUGCACCCGCGGUGAAGAGAGCCUUCCCCCGGCUUGCACCUCACUGACGACUCGCAUGUGAACAGCAGCGGCCCGGAUGGGUGGCACACUGCGGUGACAUGGACCAAUGGGAUGACGCAGCAGCUCAGGAUCUCCUAUUCAUAAAUGAGCUCCUCUCAGGGAAACAUUGCUUCUCACAAAUACGCGCAUUGCAUAGGAUUUAAUACCUCUGGUACGGACUUGUUUUUAAUGAAAACAGGUUGGACUAAAUGUCAGAAGAACGAAAUAAAUGAUUUGGUGAUAUUCUUCUGUAUUAUCUUGCAUUUAGGUGAAAUAUUGCCCCUCGUAUGUACAUACAAUUUAUAUGUAUGCUAACAAAGGAUUCUUCUGAAGUUUUUCUCGUUUUUUUACACGUUCUAUUGAAGAACUAUAAAUAUAUAACUCACUACAGUAUUUUAUGUAUAAACAGUCACCUAAAUCAAGGAUGAAAUAAUUUUAAGAUAACAUCUGAUAACAUGGUAUUGUUUUGUGCGUUCACCUAGCUAGCGCCAAAACAUCAAACGAUUACCCGAAGCGGAAUUAACUAGUUAAAAACGACAAGUCCACUAUAGCAGCGUGACAUCCGGCAGGGUCCGCGUGCCUUUCAAAAUAAACGCUUUAAAGCAGUUUAUUUCAAAGAGUAACCUAGCGUUUGAAUAAAUAUAUACGAAUGUGUUCUAGGGCAAUGCUAAAAAAAAUACCACCACCAAGAAAAUUCCUCGAAACAUUACAACUUUAUUCUCUUAAUUUCACCUUUGGCCUUAACAACACCCCUACCCCCUAAAUAUCGCCAACAUUCAGUCCUGAAAUCACUUAUCUACAAAAAUCUAAAACAUUUGACGGUUAGAAUCAAAUAAAUAUAACAAUUAAACGAUGUGUUCUUUUUGCGUAAAUUACUGCCGGAAACGGAAAUGUCGAGCUAGACGACAACUACAACUCGAUAAUAACAUCAAAUCCGGUGGGGUCUAUGGCUCUUUCAAAACAAACGACAAAGUUUCUAUGAAAAAGUAGACGUUCCAAUAGCUCUACAAGAGUAUUGGGACAACACUAAAACUAACAAAAAUAAUAAAAUCAAGUUAAAUAGUAUGAGGAUAACGUAUUUAUUUCACAUUUAUUUUCAGAACAUGACAGCUUUAUUCUUAAUGUUUAUCUGUCUACCUAAUGUUAUGGCUAGCAAGUCUGCGAUCUACAAAGAUAAAAAAAAAGAAACACGAAAUUUCCUUUCUAUGUUGUAAUACUGUCGUCAUUCAGCGACGUAAGGCUCUAAUUGUAGCGAUUAUGCCUUUAGACGUGAUGGCUGAAAGGGUGACGUAAGGUGCAGCCAAAGGGACGAACGCUCCGAAUACUACCCUGACGACAUACACACGCUUUAAUUGUGAAGUGGCCCAAACCGGAAGUUUCCUUGUUGUUCCUGCUCCGGCAGAUCACAGGGCGAAUGAGAAAAUCAAUUAAGUUAUGAAAAAUAGCAUUAAUUGCCUUUCUUUGUCGCCGAGGCUCAUGAAGAAAUGGCGGCUCUCCAGACGUGGUGCACUCUCGGAGAGCCACGUCGCUGCUAAUGGGGCGCACUGCGGCGACAAACACGCCACUCGGGGGGAGGAGUACUUUCUCUUUUUAGAAUUGCUGGGAAACCCCCACACUGAUGUGAUGGUUGUGGAAGUCUGCAGGAAGACGUUUCAAACAAAGGAGAGGCUGACUGGAAGAUGCCAAGAAAAAAACAGCAGAAUCCACAGCCAGUCAAGUCGGAUUCUAAAGAUGUUGUAGCUGCCGAAACUCUGGGAAACCUCACCUUGGACGCAGACUUCCUUCUAGAACACGACCUUCACUUUGCUGAUCCUUAUCGUGACCACAAGUUUCUGGGCCUGGAAAAGUUCUCAGAGGUAGCUGCUGAGAUCGGUUUCUCCGUGUUUCCUCUGUGUGAUGAGGACAACCCCGACUGCAGCCAGCUCAGCAUGGAUAGCGAAACGGAAAACUCUCACAGCAGCACACCCGACAACGUAAGGGAGGAUGAGGGCCGCAUGGGCCGCUCCGAGCCCGCCUUCCCCCCCUAUCUGUCCUGCCGGGGCUGCGGCCAGCUCCGCGACGACCCCCUGGGACACCUGGUGGGCCCUUACUGCCUACGCUGCUGCAAAGCCGCCAGGGACGUCAAGACCACGGACUUCGCUUACGGAAGCCUGAGCGGGAUUCACCCCCACGCGCAGCUUGACGGGAUCCCCAACGGCACGGCCGACGGAGCGCUGCCAGGCGACGACAAGGCCAAGCUGCACUCAUGCCACCAGUGCGGCUUCUCAUCUCGCUACGCCAACCACGUCAAGCGCCACAUGAAGACGCACAACGGCGAGAAGCCCUUCAACUGCCCCAUUUGCGCCUACGCCUCGGCGCAGCUCGUCAACCUGCAGCGACACCUGCGCAUCCACACGGGCGAGAAGCCCUACAAGUGCGAGAGCUGCGCCUUCGCCUGCAGCUCCCUCGGCAACCUCAAGAGGCACCAGCGCAUGCACGCGCCCAACACCGGCGUGCCAGGGGGGCAGGACGCCUCACUGAGACCCGGCAGCGGGCCCAGCGGCCCCAAGAGUCACAUGACAGGCCAGAGAACCAGCGAGGAGGAGGAGGAGGAUGAAGCUGCCAAGGAGGUUGCAGCAGCCUCAGCUCACCUGAGUCUAGCAGUCCAGAAUGCAGACUACCUAUCGGUCUUGGAGAGCCUAAAAGGGGCGUCGCCACAGCCCACGCCAUCCUCCGCCCCGGCCCCCGGCGGCAGGUCGGGCAGAGGCGGCGGCGCGGCCCUGUCCUCGUCCCUCCCCUACACGUGCCGCCUGUGCGCCGUGGUGCUGGAAGACGAGGACGGCUCGUCUGCCCAAAUCUGCGCCAAGUGCACGCUGGAGAUGCUGACCAAAGAUUCGUCGUCGUCGCCCGGCAGCCCCGUCGAGCGCACCGACAAAGUGUACACGUGCGCCGCCUGCCCCUUCCUCACGCACUACCCCAACCACCUGGCCCGCCACAUGAAGACGCACAGCGGCGAGAAGCCCUACAAGUGCCCGCAGUGCGACUACGCCACGGCACACUUCGACAACCUCAAGCGCCACCACCGUGUGCACACGGGCGAAAAGCCCUACAAGUGCCACCUGUGCGACUACGCCUGUGGCAACCUGGCCAACCUCAAGCGGCACCAGCGCGUGCACUCUGGCGCCAAGCCCUUCCAGUGCGCCAUCUGCAACUACAGCUGCAACCAGAGCAUGAACCUCAAGCGCCACAUGCUGCGGCACACGGGCGAGAAGCCCUACAAGUGCCAGGAGUGCGGCUACACCACGGGGCACUGGGACAACUACAAGCGGCACCAGAAGAAGCACGGCCUGGCCACCGACGGCUGGGUCAAGGUGCCCAUGACCGGAGGCCGUGACCAGGACGACGUGGCCAAGGGGACGAGGGGCGGCGUGGGAGCGGCCGCCCACAUGGCGAGGGAGGGCGCUCAGACAUUGCAGCACUCGUGCUACAAACUGGAAAUGGUCUAAAGACUGGUUUUCUAUAGAGCCUAUACAGUAUAUCCUCUCCUUGUCCCAACAUGGUGAUGCCUUUCGGGUGGACUGUUUGUCUUCUGUCGCUGUGCUUUGUGUCCAUCCCGCUACGUUUCUGUCCUUACUUCCAGCAUUUAAAGACAAAUACUCCAAGGGAGUGGUGCAUGAUGCUUUUUGCCUAAAAAAUAAAUUAAUUAAAAAAAAACAAAAAAAACCCCUACACAAUAAGUAAGGGGACAUGCGUCCUUGAACGCAUCAUUCUGUUUGCAUCGGCACUCUGGUGACAGUGAGCCUCGGAAUGAACCAACUGCUAGCAAAGAAGUGCUUCUUAACACCACUGGAAUUGUUUUAUGGGCGAUGCAGAAAUAAAACUAUUUUAAGCCCCUCAAGACUUAUUAAAAGAUGAUUUAAAGUUGAAGUGGUGUCCUAAAUGUUUGUCAUGUGUGUUUUUAAGGGGUUGUUUGUGUCCCUUCAUGCUCCGACUGUGAACUCAACCCACUGUUUACUUGACAGAACAAAAAAUGGCAUUAGAAAGCAAGCAAGCAUGUGUGCAAGUGUUUUAUUUUUCUACCAGUAUUACUCUAAUAUAAAUAUAUGGUUUUCAGUGGAUGUGCCAUGUAGUUUCCCCUAGAAGGAUUAGUUCAUUAUUGUAUGCAAGGGAAAUUUGUCCAGUUCCGUGUCCUUAUGCAGUGUCUCAUCAAUGCCUUAAAACCAGAACUUUACAAUAAAUGUUAUUGCAUUGAAUGUCAUACAGCGGACUCAUUUGUUUCCUCCAAUAAGAAUACAAAGCGUCAACGCUAGGUCCCUCGUUUAUAGCGGGUAACUGGU